This is a messenger RNA of Gigantopelta aegis, 2998 nucleotides long. Its product is annotated as RCC1 and BTB domain-containing protein 1-like. The coding region runs from base 241 to 1956 and encodes 571 amino acids. Gene Ontology annotation, molecular function: protein binding. The record is from RefSeq and is a predicted model, not a curated record. Lineage: Eukaryota; Metazoa; Mollusca; Gastropoda; Neomphalida; Peltospiridae. The transcript is spliced from 15 exons.
AAACAACAAAACGAAGAUGUCAGCUUCCAUAGUCUGCUUUGUUUUUGUUUUGUUUUUUUAAUCUAACUAGUAACUAACUACUUUAACCAAAGCAGGUCAUAAAGCUACAUUUGUAUGUUCACUGGACUCUUGUGAGUUAUGUGAAUAUUUAGAAUAUCUGAUCCUAAUACUGCACUGUUCUCUGGUCACAAGAUCCAUCAAACCCGCGAGAAGAUUCAGAUGGCACAGUGUUGAACAUUCAUGUCUACAAUGUCUUUCUUUAAAGCAGUCUCAGGUAAAGACUCUGACAAUAAUGAGAGGGCAUCUCCGCCAGCAGGCAAUCUCAAUAACAGCCAUGUGGAUUCGGUCAGAUGUCACAUGACCGAUUUAAGUCGGUGGCCCAUUUUUAGCAUUCUUGACCCGGAUGUCUUGUCAACGAUAAAGAAAGUGUGCGUGUUUGGAAGCUCUGGCAAUGAGGCAAUAUUUAUCACGGACGACGAUGAUGUGUUUGCUAUUGGCUCAAACUGUAGCAGCUGUCUUGGGCUUGGUGACACUCACAGCAGUUUUGUCCCCCGUAAGAUCGAGAUUCUGUGUCGUAAGAAGAUAGCUGACAUUGCUUUUGGCAGUGGACCACAUGUUCUGGCCGUGUCGGGAAGUGGUGAGGUGUUCAGUUGGGGUCACAAUGGCUACUGUCAGCUGGGUAAUGGUGGCUCGAACCAGGGGUUUCUUCCUGCCCUCGUCACCACAAACCUACAGGGGAAACGAGUUGCACAGGUCGCCUGUGGAGGUCACCACUCAAUGGCACUCACAGCAGAUGGGGAGAUAUACGCGUGGGGUCAGAACAAUUGUGGUCAGGUUGGCACAGGAACCACAAGCAAUCAGCCGACACCAAGGAGAAUUACGGCAGUCAUAGGUUGUCGACCAGCUGUUGCUCUGGCCUGUGGCCAGACUACAUCCAUGGCGCUAAUGGACAAUGGAGAGCUGUUCGGCUGGGGUUACAACGGAAAUGGUCAGCUCGGGGUUGGGAACAACGUGAAUCAACCAAACCCUUGUCGAGUCCUUGGAGCUCUCACUGGGCUCAUCAUCAGUAAGGUUGUUUGUGGUUAUGCCCACACAAUGGCUCUCACUGACGAAGGAGUUCUUUAUUCAUGGGGAGCUAACUCUUAUGGUCAGCUGGGUACUAGCAGUAAGGCCAAUCAAGUUUACCCGACUAAAGUAGACUUCAAUUCUGACAGGUUUGUCGAGAUAGCGGGAUGUCACUACUCGCACAUAUCGGCGGCGGUCAGUCAGUCAGGCCGCGUGUACAUGUGGGGUCAGUGUCGCGGUCAGUCGGUUACCAUUCCGAUGUUGACGCGCUUCACGUGCACGGACGACGUGUUUGCCACUUUUUCCUCUCCAUCGAUCAGCUGGAGGACGUACUGUGUGGAUCACGUAAGAAGUUCCAGGGUGACUCAUUGUAUAAGUAAUGCAUUCGAUGAUCCUAUCACAUCUGAUCUCAAGUUUGUUGUUGAGGGAAAAGAUAUAUAUGUACACAAGUCUAUACUUAAAAUUAGAUGUCAGCAUUUCCGAUCAAUGUUCCAGUCAUGUUGGGAUGAAGAUGGAAAAGAGUCGUUAGAAAUCACGCAAUACACAUACGCAGUUUACAAAGCAUUCCUACAGUAUUUAUACACCGACUACGUGACCCUGGAGCCAGAGGAAGCCAUAGGCCUUCUUGACCUGGCCAAUGCCUACUGUGAACCAAUCCUCAAGAACAAGUGCGAGCAGAUCAUCAAACAAGGCAUCGCCAUUGACAACGUCGCCAUGUUGUAUGCAGCAGCCAUCAAGUUUGAUGCUCGGAAUUUAGAAGACUUCUGUUUCCGGUUUGCUCUGAAUCACAUGACCGCCGUCACCCAAUCAGAUGCAUUCAACAAGCUGGAUGAAACGGUUCUUAAAGAAUUCAUUCGCAAAGCUGCACUGGCGGGAGCCUUCAAGUAUUAACUGGCACGGAUCCUCCAUUUUACACAACUACACAAGUAAUCUAUUGAUGUGGCUGGCAAAAUAACUGCACAAAAUUCUAGGAAGUACCAUUAGCAGGUCACUGGUAAACCAUGGACUAUUUUGUGUGUUUCUUACACUGUGCAGUGUUCUUGUGUGCUAGAUUUACCAUUCUUACACACCCAUUGGUGAGAACACCAUUCGAAAUUUUUGAUAUCACAUACUGUUAACACACAUAUGUGUGAUAACAUUUUAAAGACAUAUGACUGGCUGCUCCUAGGUGAUGACCAGGUCACUACUGCCAUACCAUCUAAUGAAAAGAGUACAAUCGAAAUAGAUCAUUCUCUGACCUGAAAUUUGGAGAACAUAUCCAAGACUGAUGCGCUUGAACCUUAAGUGGAUGUAAACACAUCAAAUGAUUGAUUGAUUGAUUGAUUGAUUGACUGAUUGACUGACUGACUGACUGACUGACAAAUGUGCUUGACAAUGUCAGGAGGUAGGAAGAAAAGAUUUACGUUUCUACAACAAUAUUCAGUCACCAGUCUAUUUGUGCAUCAUUUUAUUGGAAUUUGUCUCACUCAUCCUGCUUUACAGGCCUCGUAUGCAUGGUGCAGCUAAAACAAAAAUAGUUUCAAUGAGGGCAUCUAGACUGGAUGUGUGUCCGUCUGCGAAAUGCAUGUGGCCAGCUGCUGUGAGAUAAUUGUACAUGGUUUAUAUGUCCAAAACACAAGCCACAGACACAUCAGAUUCAACAGUCUGACCACACGUGCACACAUAUCCAGUUUAUAUGAGCCUUAAAAUAUGGCGAGAACAAUAGUUUCAUUUAUGCAAUGCUUAGGUAUGUUUGGUUGUGUGUGUCCUAUGUUUCAUUCACACAAUACUUAGGUAUGGUUGGUUGUGUAUGUCCUAUGUUUCAUUCACACAACACUUAGGUAUGGUUGGUUGUGUGUGUCCUAUGUUUCAUUCACACAACACUUAGGUAUGGUUGGUUGUGUGUGUCCUAUGUUUCAUUCACACAACACUUAGGUAUGUUUGGUUGUGUAUG